AGUAGAAAUACUAUAUAUGUAUAUGUAGAGUGUAACGGCGGUCAUCCUGCGUUCGUAUGGUCGGUUAAUCGUACAAGAUUUAAUAUUGUAUUUAUAUUAUUGGUCGUUGGAUACUAUCAUAUAUAAUUUUGUUUAUUUUGAUUAUGGAGAGCAAAUUACUUAAUUCUGCAGCUGAUAAGCCACCUCCUUAUUCUCCUGCAACUGAGCCAACGGAAAAUGCUUCAUGGCAACCACCUCCUGGAUAUUAUCCUAGUACAUUGAUCACAUCAAAUCAAGGCAAUCAUAUGCCAUCCUAUGGUGCUACUCAAUCUACUACAAUUGUAGUACCAGAAAUUAUUCUUGUUGGGGGUUGUCCAGCAUGUAGAGUAGGAAUUAUGGAAGAUGAUUAUACAUGCUUGGGUCUACUAUGCGCCAUUUUAUUUUUUCCAAUUGGAAUAAUAUGUUGUCUUUUAUUAAAGACACGUCGUUGUUCUAAUUGCGGUGCAUAUUUUGGUUAGAAGUUUAAUGCUUUAUAUAUAUAUAUAUAUAUAUGUAUAUAUAUAUAUAUACAUAUAAAUAUGUUAUUGUAUUAAAUAUUGUUUAGAAGAAGAACUUUAUGAUUUAUAACAAAGAUAAGCCUAAUAGUGUGGAUAUAUGAAUUAGGUUCCUAUGACUUUAAAAGAUGUCUACUACAAUUGUUUUAUAGAAAAAAAAAAAAAAAAACAGUUUUUUUUAUUAAAAAUAAUGUUUUUAUUAAUAAUAAUAUAAAUAAUAAGAGAAAGAUGAUAACGUUAUAUAUAUAUAUAUCUUUGCAUUCCAAGAAGCAAUUUUGAUUAAUAUAAAUGAGCUAUACGAAUGUAAAAUAGUUUUUAUUGAAAAUCAUAUUUAGAUAGGAGAUGAAAAUAUAAAUUUUAUAUGAAAUGAGAAUAUCUAUCCUUACACAAUCUUAUUGUUUUUAAUACUUUAGACAAAAUGUAAACUUUGCGUUACCACCUUGAAUCUCUAAAAUGCUUGUUAAGUGAUAAACAUUCAUUUGUAUUUAAUUAAUAUAUGCAAGUAUUCCAUGUUACUUUAUUAUGUAUAAAGUUCUUUUUUGAGCAUUUUGAACAAAUCUGUAUUAAUAAUAAAAAUUAUUAGAUAAUAUUAUUAAUAAUAUAGGCUCAUAACUUGGAAUAUAUUUAAAUUUUUAUAUUUUUAAAGACAUUUGUGAUACAAUAACAAUAGAAUUUAACUAAUAACGUAACGUAUUAUGCGAGAACAAACGAUAAUUGAUUUGAUAGAUAUUUACCAAAGAUAAUAAAUCUUAUUUUCGCACUUUUUAAAAUUUAUUUUUGAUAAUAUAACAGAAUUUUGCAAGGCAUUUGUUAUUAAAUAGUGAGAACAAAUUAGAAUGAAAAAGAAAAGGAAAAAGAAAAAGAAAGAAAAAAAAAAAAAAAGAAAUAAGAAAAUAAAACCGAAUAGUAUUCGAAGUCAAUAUAAUAUGAAAGUUACCCAUGCGUCAUCGUUACGAGUGCCUCAUCCUUUCCUUGUAGAUCGUAUUUAAACGAUCAUAGCCGGGGGAAUUCCCUUACACAUUGAGCGAAUUCUGAUAAAA
Molecule: messenger RNA, 1573 nt
Organism: Vespa velutina
Lineage: Eukaryota; Metazoa; Arthropoda; Insecta; Hymenoptera; Vespidae
Product: brain protein I3
Exons: 3
Coding region: 144-497 (117 amino acids)
Source: RefSeq, a predicted model, not a curated record